This is a messenger RNA of Microthlaspi erraticum, 432 nucleotides long. NCBI's taxonomy places the organism in Eukaryota, Viridiplantae, Streptophyta, Magnoliopsida, Brassicales, Brassicaceae. The record is from the annotation of a GenBank genome assembly.
AUGGAAGUGAACGAGCUACUAAAAAAAGGUCACUUGAGAGAAUUUCUCUCUGACAGAGCGAAGAAUCGACUGGACGACAGGAACGACGAAAGAGCAACGAAAAAACCAGCCCCCACUUCGUCACCGAGACACGACCGGGUUAUCCACGUCAUUUCAGGAGGUUCGGAGAUCAGUGGAAUAACCCAUUCGGCCGCUAGGAGGAGCACUAGAACAGCUAGAAGUAACCAUGGACAUGGAGAUGUUAAAGCCAUGGACGAACAACUGUCUAGGUGCUCCAUCAGCUUUGAUUUCGACGAAGACAUGAAUGUGAUAGCCCCACAUCAUGAUGCACUAGUCAUAUCUUUGACUGUUGCUAAUAGCUUGGUGAAGCGAACACUCGUUGAUAAUGGGAGCUCGACCAAUAUCUAUUCAUGGAUGCUUACAAGGAAUUAG